AUGGCUAUUCUCGAAGGGUGCCCAGGCCUUGAGGUUUGUAUUGUUGUGAAAGGCGAAUCACUGCGAGAGUAUCCUGAGGAUGAGACAUCCUCGCCAACGGUCAAGACGACAUACAUCGAAGCGCAGACAGGGGCAGAGUUCUCCAUGUGCUCCAAGUUUACCACGCCGUUUCCCUCAAGUUAUGGAGUAGAGAUUAGUACUACUGUGGACGGGUAUACAUCGGCGAGGACAUACGGCGCACAUGAGUUGUUCAGGCGCGAGGGUUUUACGAAGUUUAGUGUCGGGUUCCACGAGGACGGCAUGUGGUUUCGAAGGAAUCACUGCUUUACCCGUCUGAAUAUUGAGGAGGAAGUAGAAGGGCCCAUCAGCCUUCCAAAGCUCCGAGAGCAAUUGCAAAAGAAAGGUUGCAUUACCUUGAAUUUUCGGUGGAUCAGAAAUAUAUGCGCAAUUGAAUUGCCAUUUCAAGAUCGGCGGGGAUGCCAACUUGCCCUGUCAAACAUCGGCGCUGUCCCUGAGAAAGUUUUGAAAGGAGAAGCACUCUCUCAUCAGGCUACGCUGAGCCCACGGUAUCGAACAAGGCCACCAAAGAACCCACAAAAGUAUGAAGUGUUGAACAAUGAGCCUUUCGCAACGUUUCACUUCAAGUAUCGCUCCCUAUACGAAACGCCAGCCAGUGUAGAUUCCAAAGACAGAGACGAGGACAAUAUGACCUUUGAAGUGCUAAGUAGAGCUCUACGUAGCAUGCGAGAGGAAGAAGCAGAAAAUGUGGCAUUGAAGAACGAGAACCAAACUAUACGACAUAUCAAGCGCGAGCGACUGAUCGAAGACGAAGAUGAUGAAGUCCUGGUCACGGGGACGAGAAGUCUCAAACGUCCACGCGAAGAAUCGGAAGUUAUCGUGCUCGAUUGA
Plenodomus lingam JN3 is the source of this 909-nucleotide messenger RNA. The record is from RefSeq and is a predicted model, not a curated record. Lineage: Eukaryota; Fungi; Ascomycota; Dothideomycetes; Pleosporales; Leptosphaeriaceae.